GCAAGUCAGAGGUUACUAACGAUAACUCAGUUUAGCGCCAGUAUUUUAAAGCUCGCGGACUGAAGUACUAGCGUUAUGUGUCUAAAAAUAUUAUUAUUAACGUGCCUAAUUUUAAUACUCGUAAAUGAAACUUGCGCAAUCCGUAAACCUAAUCGCAAGAUGAAAAGGUCGAAAAUGAAACGACACAGUGCUGAGGACGAUGAUCAUAAAAGCAGUUUAGUGUUCGUGUUUGAUACGACUGGGUCGAUGCAUGAUGACUUGAAACAGUUGAGACAAGGCGCGGAGAUGAUAUUGAGGACCGCGUUGGAACAUAGUAAUUUUAUUGGCGAUUUUGUGUUCGUUCCAUUCCAUGACCCAGGCUUCGGCCCUGCAACAGUAACUAAAGACAAGGCGGUGUUCAAAUCUGCGCUGAACAUAGUUCGCGUUUACGGCGGGGGAGACUGCCCCGAGAUGUCACUGAGCGCUAUACAGCUUGCGUUGAAUGUCAGCCGUCCGCGGUCUUUUCUCUAUGUCUUCACGGACGCUACUGCCAUCGACCAUAGACUAGUUAAUAACGUGCUGGAUGCGGUGCAAAGGAAGCAAAGUCAGGUGGUUUUCGUUCUCACCGGCCACUGUAACGACUUAGAAAGGCCUUCGUACAAGGUGUAUCAUCAAAUCGCCGCGGGUAGUUCCGGACAAGUAUUCCAUUUGAACAAAACUAAUGUACACGAGGUGCUCAAAUUUGUAAGGAAUUCAGUAAAAGGUAGAUCAGUUAACCUCGGAUCUGCUGUUUUGCCAGCCGGACACAACUUUACACAAGCGAUCCCAGUGGACAGUUCUGUGGGCGAGGUGACAGUGUCUGUAUCAGGCGCUAAGCCCAAGAUAAAGGUGGUAAACCCGAGCGGAGAGGAGAUCACGGGACCUCCCAAACUGAUCACCACGUUGGAUUUGUCAGAAAUUAUGGUUGUAAAAGUAAUGCAACCAGAACCAGGUAACUGGAACAUAACAGUCGGCAGCGAGAAGGACUACUCGGUGAAGGUGGCGGGACUGUCCAACCUGACGUUCGACCACGGGUUCUCUGUAUCGCGGCCGGCGUCCAUGGCCGAGACCAGCUACCGACCGCUUCAGGAUGCAUAUAACCACAUGCUGAUUACUUUAUCGCCUCCGGAGAAGCAAGUUAACCUCGACUACGUGGAGGUGUUGGAUUUAGAGGGGAAGACUUUGUUCGAGGUGCCGUUACACGAAGUCGACAAGAAUAAUAAGACGUAUCUAGUGGACGCGUUCGUGCCGCCCAGCGGGUUCUUCUAUAUUGCGAUAAAUGGUCACGAUGAAGCAAACCAAGAAUUGAGGCGUAUAGGACCGACUGCUGUGCAAGCUAAAUCUCCAGAUGUACCGUAUCUAACUACACCACGUAAGAUAAAAGCCCAUUCACACUCGAACGUGAUUCUGAAAUGCAAAGUGGAAAGCCUCGUGCCCGUCACCGCCAAGUGGACAAAGGAUGCCGUGAACAUACAGCCGCAAGUGUCUAGCUUGCAGACCACGUCCGUCGUGUACGAGAUCAGAGACAUGUCGGAGGGAGGCGCCGGCACCUACACUUGCGUUGCAAAGAAUGUUGCGGGUAUCAGUACUGCGACUACUGAAGUCGUUUUACUCGUGGACCCGCCGCAGGUGACGAUUCAACCUGUGAACAAAACGAUGGAGAUAGGAGAGGAGUUGCUGGUGACGUGCACCGUGUGGAGCGAAGUGUUGCCAAACAAGUUCCAGAUAUUCCUCAAUGGAAACGAAACGGAACAUGCAACAGAUGUCGAAUCAAGCGCCGAGGGAUCAUUUGUUUACACCAAAUUGAUCCGCAACGUGACCGAGAAAGAUGGCGGAGUUUACACCUGUGUCUCUACUAAUAGAGGUGGAUCAGCGAACCAAUCGACCCACAUAAUAAUAAAACCGAAGCCAACAGCGCAAAUAUUGGGUCCACACACAAUCACCAAACUGAACAACAGCGAGUUCCAACUAGUUUGCCGCGUAGAGAACGCCAACACAGUCCAAUGGUUGGCACCAAACGGCACCAUAGUUGGUGACCAUCCAGUCAAUGGAAGUACUAACGAUGUAUUAAACGUAGCGAAUGUAACCUGUGAUGGGUUUUGGAAAUGUAUCAGUAUUAGAGGAGUUUUUAAUGCUUCAGAUGUUGUCGAAGUGAAAACUUUAAUAAAACCCAAAGUGUCGAUACAAGGGUCGAAGAACAUAACAGUUCUGAACGGCACGCUACACCAGGUGGAGUGCGAAGUGAUCGCGAAACCAACUCCGAGGAUCGUAUGGCAUCGAGAGACUGAGAAAUUUCUUAAUAAUACAAUAAUUCCGCUAGAAAACAAUUUGUAUCGAAGUGUUCUGACAUUAAACAGCAGUAAAGAGCAAGUGAACGGCACUUACUUCUGCUUUGGCGAGAACUCUGAGGGCAUUGAUCAAGACAGCAUCGUUGUUAAUGUCAGAAGGAGGAUGAUACUAGUGGAGGGAUUUCGAGACACUUCAGUAGAGUUAUACUCGCAGAUAGAGUUACAAUGCAUCAUCGACUGUUACCCCCCCGCUACAGUACAAUGGUAUCACAACGGGACGGAAAUAUCCUCCACUAACGCGCACGUUUCCGACGAUAACUUCACGCUGUACAUAAAGAGGGUGGACUUUGAUGAUCUUGGUGACUACAGCUGUGAGGCAGAGAAUGGGUUCGAGACUCUCGAUGUGAAUGGGACCUUACGUGUGCAUGGAUUAGAGUCUCCCGAGAUAUUGAAAGCUAAAACUGAACAAACUUCGCAAAUGGGAAAGUCUACAAAAAUCACGUGUAGAGUUCUCAAAGGCAAUCCAGCACCGUUAAUAUCUUGGCAGUUUAGAAGCAAACUGUCCAAAGAGUUCUCAUCACUGCCUCACAAUGCAACUAUGGAUGUAGAAGACAACUUGCUGAUACUGAACACUACGGAUACUCACGAAGGCACAUACCGAUGCAUCGCCAGCAACGUUAUUGGACUCGACGAGUAUGAUGUGGAUGUAGCUGUUCAGUAUCCUCCGAAACUCUCUCCUGAAGAGGAAGGGACAAGUCAUCGUGAGGUGAAGGAGGGUGAGAGGGUAUCGUUCUCGUGCAAGGCCGAAGGCUCCCCCGCGCCGAUCGCUGUGUGGACCAAAGACAACGAGCCCAUAGUCUAUUCCAAAAAUGUCCAUUUAUCUGGUGAGGAGUUGGUGAUAGCGAACGCGUCGGUGUACGACAUCGGUCGGUACACGUGCAGAGUGACCAACGCGCUGGGCUCCACCCGCAGGAGCUACACCUUGUAUGUCUAUGUGCCUCCAGAGAUAGCACAGAAGGAUACAGAAAAAUCCCUAGACCUGUUGGAAGGCGAGCUGGUGGAGUUACCGUGUCCCGCCCGCGGGGAGCCGCGCCCGCGGGUGCAGUGGGAACACAACGGGGCUGGCGUUCAAGACGCCAGGAAGCUCGUCGACGAGUUUGGAUUGAGGUUCGUUGCAAAUUUGACUGACUUCGGGAACUAUACGUGCUUCGUUAGUAAUCCUUUCGGGAACACAUCUGUCACCUACUCAGUUUAUAUCUGGGUACCACCACAUAUAGUGCCGCCAGUAGAUGUGUUGAGAGAUGUGUUAGUGAACGAGAACGUAACACUACAGUGUGAUGUGGUGGGAUUCCCGAUACCUGACAUUAAAUGGGAGUUUCUAGGAACACGACUACUGGAAAACACGACCGAUGUAAGUUUCAAUGACAUCGGCAACAUGUACUUAUCAAACGUGAUGCUACGACAUGACGGUAUAUACGACUGCGUGGCUGAAAACUUCGCCGGUGUUGCCAGGAAGUCGUUUUAUGUUAGAGUUAAUGACCCUCCGAAAAUCCUGGACGAUGGUUACACAGGCCCAUACUUGGCGACUGAUGUGGACUCUUCACUCACAAUAGCUUGUAAGGUGACGGGACGACCCAAACCACUUGUACGAUGGUCUAAGGAUGACUUCUUUUUAGAUAAAGAUUUUCGUUACGAUGUCGACAUGGACGGCAGGCUGGUUAUAAAGUCACCAACUGAAGACAUGAGCGGCAAUUAUACGUGCACAGCCAAAAACACAUACGGGGCAGUGAACAAAACCGUCGAAGUCAAGAUAUACUCUCUCCCCUCCCGCCUGCAGUCGGAGGAGUCUCACGGCGGCGCGGCGCUGGUGGAGGGUUCGACCGCCGCCCUCCCGUGUCCGAUACGGACCUCGCCCGCCGACACUGUCAAAUGGUAUAAGGAAGCUAAAUUAAUAAGAACAGGAGACUUCGUACUGAACAAUGUGUCGCGAGCGAACGCGUCGGUGUACGCAUGCGUGGUGACGAACGCAGUGGGAUCCGCUCAUUCCACUGUGACGGUGACAGUGGAGUGGCCGCCGCGGUUCCUGGAACUUGUUAAUGACACUGUCGAGGUGGUGAGGGGGGAUGACUGGAACUUCGACUGCGAAGUGGACGCUAAGCCGGCUGCUAAGAUCAGAUGGUUGUUCAACUCGAAGCCGCUGGUGUUCGAAGACAAGCAGCGUUUGCGUCUGUUGAACAUACAAGCGCACGCGCAGGGCGCGUACAAGUGCGUCGUGAGUAACGUGCACGGAACACUCACUAGGACGUUCCAACUGAACGUGUUGGUGCCUCCUUUCAUAUCGGAAUUCGACACUUUGGAUGUGUUAUUGAAAGAGAAUGUGAACGCUACACUAGAGUGUAGGGCGAAAGGUACUCCGCAGCCGACCAUACGAUGGAGUUAUAAUAAUACCAACUGGCACGUAGAAAAUGACACUCUGACCAGUACGAACAUAUCGACUCUCUCCUCGGGCCUGUACCGCUGCGACGCGCACAACGCGGCCGGCGCGACACACAUCGUGUAUAGCGUCAGUGUGGUCUCCGCUCCCGCGGUCAAGGAACUUACAGCCUUCGGGAACGGAGAGGGCGCCACUGUACACCACACUGUGGAGGCUGUUCUCAAUUCCCGCAUAAGGAUAUCGUGUAAAGCGACAGGCAAGCCUGUACCAACUGUACAGUGGCUGCGGAACGGACAGGUUGUAGGGGAGAACUCACCAGGUAUAGACUAUGCAGACCUAGUGAUUGAUGAUGUACAGACUGUUCACGCUGGACGCUAUACGUGUGUCGCGUCUAACGAGGGAGGCACUCAUGAGAAGAAGAUUAAGGUUGAGGUUUUAGAGCCUCCAAAAAUCUUCCACGUGUUAUUCCAAAACACGAAUGCAUCGGAUAACACGAUAAACCUCGAAGUUCUCUCCGGCCAAGCGUUCUACCUACAUUGCCAUCCGUACGGGAACCCAUUACCAGAAGUCUACUGGUUUAGGGACGACUUGCCGCUGAUGUUUUACGAUGACACGAUGGUGUCCACCGAAUUCGGCGAGGUUAUAGUGGCGAAGAGAGCUAGUGUGGACCAAACUGGGAACUACAGUUGCGUUGCUAAGAACAAAGUUGGUAACGCUAGUAUUAGUUACUUGGUUGAUGUUUUGGUUCCCCCGCCCAAACCGAAAGACCCGUCUAAAGAAGUGAUAGUGUCCGUGGGGAAGCCGUUGACCCUCGCCUGCCCGGUGGAGGGCUCCCCACUGCCCGAAGUGAUGUGGAUCAAACACCCAUACACAGAGAUCAACAAAGAUACACCCAGAAUAGAGUUGACUGACGAUAACUUCUCUUUGAUAAUAAACAAAACUGAGGUCUCAGACAGCGGUAAAUACUCUUGCAUCAUGACCAACAAGGUCGGCACCACGGAGAUAGUGUUUAACGUUACUAUUCGGAAGCCGCCAUCCAUCGCCGGGAAUAAGGGAAGCAAUAUUAUAGAGGGACACGUGGUGCCUCUGAGAAGGAGCAUUGUACUGAAAUGUGAGGCUGAAGGAUAUCCGACGCCGAAGAUUACGUGGUUGAAGGACACUCAGUACCUAAGCGAGAGUCUGUCGAACAUCCACCGCGUGCUAGGCAACAGUCUCCUGGCGGUGUGGAGCGCGACACCGCGCGACGCGGGGCAGUACAUCUGCGUGGCCGAGAACGAGGCGGGCACAGCGCACAGGAGGUACAACCUGGCGGUGCAGGUGCCAGGCAAAUGGAGUCCUUUUACGCAAUGGUCACUUUGCAACGUCACUUGCGGACGUGGCUAUCAGGAGAGAUCCAGAUUCUGCCACUUCAUCGAUGAGAACAAUAAUACUAUCGAUAAGUCAACGCAAUCGGAGAAGUUAAUACUUGAUGACUCGGCGUGUAAAGGCCCCGCCAGCGAGAAAAGAAAGUGUAACAUGCCGCCGUGUGAGGAGUCCAAGCGCCGGCCGCAGUGGUCGCCGUGGUCGUCGUGGUCGCCGUGCUCCGCGUCGUGCGGCGCGGGCACGCAGGCGCGCACGCGGCGCUGCACCGCCAGGGCGCCCUGCGCCGGGGACAACGUGCAGAUCAGGAAAUGUCCAGAUCUCCCCAAGUGUCCCACGAAUCCAGCGCACACGACCAACGAUGUUUACGACGACAGCAAAGAGAAUUCAAACGAAACGAACCCCUACUUACCCGAAGCAGUAUAUGAAAUGCAACCUGAAGUAAUAAAAACGAUGUACUCGCCGGAUGUAGAAGAGUUUUAUAUAUCGGCGGGCGAGAAGAAACCAACCGUGUAUUUCGAUGUGAACGUGACUACGAACUUGGACUACAGCGAGAGAGGACCCUGCGACCCUGGAUACAGGCACAAUAAGACUUUCAACUCCUGUGAUGACAUAAACGAGUGCGUGAUAGAGAACAACCAGUGUCACUCGACGCAAGUGUGCGUCAACACGGACGGCGCGUACCGCUGCACGUGUCCGCCGGGGUACGUGGCGCUCGGGCUCGGGCAGAGGUGUUUAGAUAUAAACGAGUGCGAGCAAGACAUUCACGGCUGCGAGUUCGCGUGCGUGAACGUGGCGGGCGGCUACGUGUGCGCGUGCCCGCGACAUCUGCGCCUGCAUGCAGACAAACACCACUGCGUGCUGCCUCCAUCAUACCAGCGGCCGUAUGAAGAACUAGAAAGCGGUGAAUAUUUAAGCGCAUCCAUUGAAUACCCGACGAGGUAUAAACCUACAAAACAACAAAAAAAAGUAACAUAAUGUUUAAGAAAUAUUUAUUUAUUUUGCGGAAAUAAAACGCACGACAAUAAUUAAAAUACUUU
Manduca sexta (tobacco hornworm) is the source of this 7139-nucleotide messenger RNA. RefSeq names its product hemicentin-1. Gene Ontology annotation, cellular component: plasma membrane; axon; neuronal cell body. The record is from RefSeq and is a predicted model, not a curated record. Bases 76 to 7077 code for a protein of 2333 amino acids. The transcript has 46 exons. Gene Ontology annotation, biological process: synapse organization; homophilic cell-cell adhesion. NCBI's taxonomy places the organism in Eukaryota, Metazoa, Arthropoda, Insecta, Lepidoptera, Sphingidae. Gene Ontology annotation, molecular function: calcium ion binding; axon guidance receptor activity.